AUGAAGGUGAUCGCAGCGGUUUUGCUGUGCUUUUUAAUUAACCGCACGACCCAUGGACAAUUCCAGAGUUGCCGGAAUCCCAACCAGCAGACUGGAUAUUGCGUGGACAUCACCAGGUGUGUGCCACUGUAUUCCGUGCUGGCGAAGAGUAAUCCUACAGACUCCGAGAUCCAGUUCAUGCGAGACUCCCGCUGCGGAUCUACCAAGAACAAUCCGCCAUUCGUCUGCUGCACUCAGGAUACGGACUACAAGACGACGCUUCCCGAUCAAUCCAUCUGUGGGGGCAACAUAGCCCAAUACCACAUCACUAGAGGCAAUGAAACCGUUGUCACGGAAUUUGCCUGGAUGGUGCUGUUAGAGUACCGUCGUCAUGGUGAACAACAAUUGGGAACUCACUGCGCGGGAUCACUGAUCAGUAGCCGAUAUGUUGUAACAGCGGCUCAUUGCCUGUCGAAUAACAAGGCCAUCUAUGGAGACAUAGUCUCUGUGAGAUUGGGCGUGCAUAACACUAGUGACAUCGUGUAUUCCCACAAUGCAGAGCGCCUACCGGGCCCUGUGAGAAUCGCGGUCGAGGAGAUCCACGUACAUGAAAGCUUCGGUACACGCCACAUGUCGUACGACAUUGGUCUGAUCCGCUUGGCGAGAGAGGUUGCCUAUUCGCCCAGCAUACGACCUAUUUGCUUGCCCUCGACUGUGGGUGUGCAAAACUGGCCAUCCGGUCAGGCGUUCACCGUGGCAGGAUGGGGUAGAACUCUCACCAGAGAAAGCAGUCCCGUCAAGAUGAAAUUGGAGGUAAUAUACGUGAAGCCUGCCCUGUGUCGUCGCUUGUAUGCUUCUAGACCUGCCGUGGAUGACUCCCACUUGUGCGUCGAAAGUAGAAGUCAGGGUGAUAGCUGCAAUGGGGACUCCGGCGGACCACUGAUGGCAUUCCGCGAGGGCGUUUGGGUCCUUGCGGGCAUUAUGUCCUUUGGCAACUACUGGUGCUCGGGAAGCUGGCCAGGUGUCUACACAAAUGCUCUUUUCUACGAAACGUGGAUCACGCAGCAUAUAAAACCUUAA
This is a messenger RNA of Drosophila mauritiana, 1059 nucleotides long. RefSeq names its product serine protease 7. Gene Ontology annotation, molecular function: serine-type endopeptidase activity. The transcript has 3 exons. Lineage: Eukaryota; Metazoa; Arthropoda; Insecta; Diptera; Drosophilidae. Bases 1 to 1059 code for a protein of 352 amino acids. Gene Ontology annotation, biological process: proteolysis. The record is from RefSeq and is a predicted model, not a curated record.